AUGGCAGACACAACAGAGUCUACUAUUAGUACAAGUACAAGUAUACCAACACCAACACCAACACCAACACCAUCAAUGCUUCGUGAACAACAUGUCAGCGAUUUACACGAUAUCGGUGCUGUUCUAUUAUCACAGGGUGCUGAAGCUAGAACAUUUAGAUAUAUGUUGAAUGGAUUAGAUUGUAUUGUAAAAGAGAGAUUUGAAAAGAAGUACAGACAUCCAUUACUGGAUGCCAAGAUUGCAAACAAGAGAAUAUUGAUGGAGGUUAGAGCAAUCAAUCGAUGCAGAAAGAAUGGGAUCAGUGUACCAUGUCUCUAUCUUACAGAUACACUCAACAACCGAAUCUAUAUGGAAUACAUUGAUGGUAUCACUAUUAAACAACACCUAUACAAUCAUUCACCACCAACUAAUAAUCCAUCGGGUACACCAACCGUCAUCAUUGAAAUGACACCUGACAAACAAAAAGAAAUUGAAACAUUAUGUUUUGAUAUUGGUCUAUGUAUUGGUAGAAUGCAUAAUAUUGAUAUUAUUCAUGGUGAUUUAACAACUUCAAAUAUGUUAUUAAAAUCAUCUUCCACAUCUGUAAAUAAUAAUAAUAAUAAUAAUCAAAAUAAUAAUAAUCGAAAUAAUAUUAAUAAUGAUAAUAGUGACCUUCAAUUAAAAGAUGAGAAAUCAAUUAUAUUUAUUGAUUUUGGGUUAAGUUAUAGUAGUACAUUGGUAGAAGAUAGAGCUGUAGAUCUAUAUGUUUUGGAACGUGCAUUCAUUUCAACUCAUCCAAAUUCAGAACCAUUAUUUAAAAAGGUGAUGGAAGGUUAUGAAAGCUCAUCUCCCAAGGCCAAGAAUAUCGUUGCCAAAUUAGAUCAAGUUAGACUUCGUGGAAGAAAGAAAUUGGCUUUUGGAUAA
Molecule: messenger RNA, 903 nt
Organism: Cavenderia fasciculata
Lineage: Eukaryota; Evosea; Eumycetozoa; Acytosteliales; Cavenderiaceae
Gene: bud32
Product: putative protein serine/threonine kinase
Exons: 2
Coding region: 1-903 (300 amino acids)
Biological process (GO): protein phosphorylation
Cellular component (GO): cytosol; nucleus; EKC/KEOPS complex
Molecular function (GO): protein serine/threonine kinase activity
Source: RefSeq, a predicted model, not a curated record